AUGGCUAGCCCACAGGUUCUAGUUUUCGAUGCUGAGGGCCGCCCAGUGAAGUUUGACACCUGGCUAGAUGACCUGCACCUCUAUCUACAGCUCACAGCCAAGGACGACAUCUCACUGGACCACUUCCUAGCUCGCUGCCCCACUGAGCUCACCAUUGCCCUCCUCGAGAAGGAACUGCUUGUAGCUGAGAUUAGCAUAGUCGCUGUAGGUGCCUCUCGUGGCGACCCCCGUACCCCGUUCUUUGAGGGGUGUUCUCCUUCCCCCCUUCUUCCCUCUGUCGCCUCUGCUGCUGCUGUCGACCUCCUUCGUGCUGAGAAGGUCGGUACUGCGUCUACUUCGAGCGGGCGCCGUAGCGGCAAGGGCAAAGGGGGCAAGGGUGGUGGCGGUGACGGUGGGGGAGGCGGUGGUGGGGGCGGUGGAGGCGGUGGGGGUGGUGGCGCGACUGGAAGGGCUAGUGGCAGCGGUGGGGGUGGUGGCGGCAGCGGCGGGGGAGGUGGCAGGGGCGGUGGCGGUGGUGGGGGUGGCGGUGGACGAGUCGGCGGCAGGGGUUGGGGUAGUCGAGGAGGUGGCGGCGGCGGUGGUGGUCGUGGAGGCGCUGGCGGUGGCCAGGGCCAGCAGCACACUCCGCCGCCCUAG
This is a messenger RNA of Closterium sp. NIES-65, 636 nucleotides long. Lineage: Eukaryota; Viridiplantae; Streptophyta; Zygnematophyceae; Desmidiales; Closteriaceae. The record is from the annotation of a GenBank genome assembly.